Oncorhynchus gorbuscha (pink salmon) is the source of this 1346-nucleotide messenger RNA. RefSeq names its product NADH dehydrogenase [ubiquinone] 1 alpha subcomplex subunit 9, mitochondrial-like. Gene Ontology annotation, molecular function: protein-containing complex binding. The record is from RefSeq and is a predicted model, not a curated record. Gene Ontology annotation, cellular component: mitochondrion. Lineage: Eukaryota; Metazoa; Chordata; Actinopteri; Salmoniformes; Salmonidae.
CAUGCAGAAAUCUAUUAACUCCACGAAAAACGCAGAAUAUAAUUUUUCGGUUGAUUUGCUUUUGACCGGUCUGUCAUACCGUAGCAAGAAACAUGGCGGCUGCUGUGCUCGUUAGCCGUCCUGCGAGUGUCCUUCCCAGGUUUUCUAGUUCCUGCUCCCCUGGGGUGCUGUCAGCCAUCCCUUUGACAGUCCAGCAGAGGAAGGUCCACCAUGCUGUCAUCCCCAGAGGGAAAGGGGGGCGCUCCUCCUCCAGUGGGGUAGCAGCCACAGUCUUCGGAGCCACCGGCUCUGGCAGAUAUGUUGUCAACCGCCUGGGUCGUAUGGGUUCUCAGAUUGUGAUUCCUCACCGGUGUGACCAGUAUGACCUCAUGUACCUCAGGCCCAUGGGGGAUCUCGGCCAGAUCAUCUUUAUGGAGUGGGAUGCCAGGAACAAGGAUUCUAUCAGAGAGGCGUUGGUGCACUCCAAUGUGGUUAUCAACUUGGUGGGACGAGAGUGGGAGACGAAGAACUAUCCCUUUGAGGACACCUAUGUGAGCAUCCCUCAGCAGAUUGCCAAGGCCACCAGGGAGGCAGGCAUCACAAAGCUGAUCCACGUAUCUCACCUCAACGCUGACAUCCGCAGCCCCUCCAAAUACCUUAGGAACAAGGCAGUAGGUGAGAUGGCUGUGAGAGAAGAAUUCCCUGAUGCCAUCAUCAUGAAGCCCGCUGAGAUGUUUGGAAGGGAAGACAGAUUCUUCAACCAUUUUGCCAACAUGCGUUGGUUUGGGAGUGCCGUGCCUCUCAUCUCCAUGGGAAAGAAGACCGUGAAGCAGCCUGUUCAUGUGGUGGAUGUGGCAAAGGCUAUUAUCAACGCCAUCAAAGACCCUGAUGCUAAUGGCAAGACAUAUGCACUAGUCGGACCUAACCGUUAUCUCCUUCAUGAUCUGGUGGAGUAUGUAUAUGCUGUGGCACACAGGCCCUUUGUGCCCUACCCACUCCCACGCCCUCUCUAUCAUCUUGUUGCAAGUUUCUUUGCAAUGAACCCAUUCGAGCCUUGGACAACUCCUGACAAAGUAGAUCGGUUCCACACCACAGAUAUGAAGUAUCCAGGGCUUCCUGGCUUGGAGGACCUGGGCAUCGUCCCUGCCUCUGUAGAGCAGAAGGCCAUUGAGGUCCUGCGUCGCCACCGCCGCUUCCGCUUCCUGGAGGCGGAGCUGGCCGAUACCAAGCCAGCCAAGACAGUUAACUAUUGAGUAGCUUGUCUAUCAGCCCAGCACCACUACUAUAGCCACAGGCUGAUACUCCUAUACAACUGUGCUGUUUUCAUUUACAAAUAUUCUGUAUAUAAAUAAAUGAGUCUAAAACUA